Prunus avium (sweet cherry) is the source of this 2543-nucleotide messenger RNA. Its product is annotated as U3 small nucleolar RNA-associated protein 18 homolog. Gene Ontology annotation, molecular function: protein binding. The record is from RefSeq and is a predicted model, not a curated record. Gene Ontology annotation, biological process: rRNA processing. Gene Ontology annotation, cellular component: small-subunit processome; Pwp2p-containing subcomplex of 90S preribosome. NCBI's taxonomy places the organism in Eukaryota, Viridiplantae, Streptophyta, Magnoliopsida, Rosales, Rosaceae.
CUUCACCCAUCUCACGGCCCAGCAUUGCAGCCAUUACCAGAAGUAACUCACCCAACCCCCAAGUUCCUAAAACCCUGCUUCUCAUCCCUCCAUUGGCCCUAAAACCCAUCAUCCCCUUCACUAACAGAGCUCCUCACCCUCUUGACAGCCACCACCUCCUCCUUCCCUCCUCACCCUCUUUUGUUGUUUGAACACUCUGAAGCCAAGUCUUGACCGCCCUUUGCUUCAGUUCUUCUUCCGCUGCUUUGCUCCCGAUUUGGCCACGAAUCAGAGAGGUUGUCUUGUGAAAGAUGAGUCUCAUAUCUCAAAAUAUUCCGUCGGCUUUUAAAGCUCGCAAGACUAAUAGGGAGGAUACAGAUGAGCCAUCAUUUCUGCAAGGGAAUGAACACAAUGGAGAUGGAAAAGAAUCUAGUUUAGAUAUUAUGAGGACAAAGAAGAGAAAGAAAGCACGCAAGGAUGAUGAUGAGAAGGUGGCAGUUGAGCAGGAAAGGGAAAUGAAGAAGCUGGAAAGCUUUUUGUUUGGAUCAAUUUAUUCCCCAGUUAAAUUUGGGAAGGAUGAUGAGGAGGAAGCUGGGGACACUGUGGAUAAAGGCUCUGCUUUAUUCUUCGUGGACCGUUCUGCAAAUAGUUUGGCCCCUAUUUAUGAAGAGGAUGCGGACUUCUCGGAAGAGGAGAAUAAGGAAAGGAAACCUGUCUGGGUGGAUGAUGAAGAGGAAAAGGCCAACAUAAAUAUUGCUAAAGUUAACAGACUAAGGAAGCUGAGGAAGGAAGAGGAUGAGAGUUUGAUUUCGGGUUCAGAGUAUGUGUUAAGAUUGAGGGCUCAACAUGCUAAGCUGAACCCAGGCACAGAAUGGUCUCAACUUGAUUCAAAGUUGAGGAACAAUAGAUAUUCUGAUGAUGAAUCAUCAGAUGGCGAAAAUGGGGCAGUAGUGGCCCGUGGCUACAAGGAUGUAGAAGCUUUUGAUGAUCUUCUUCGUACAAAUGAGGAUCUUGUUGUGAAGAGCAGUGGCAAAUUGUUGCCUGGACUUCUUGAAUAUUCAGUACUUGUGAAUGGAAAUGCAGAGGAACCUUCUAAAGGUCCAAUUAAUUCAGUACAGUUUCAUAGAAAUGCUCAGUUGCUCCUCACUGCUGGGUUGGAUCGAAGGCUUAGGUUUUUUCAGAUUGAUGGAAAACGGAAUACUAAAAUAGAAAGCAUUUUCCUUGAUGAUUGUCCCAUUCGAAAGGCAUCUUUUUUGCCUGAUGGAUCUCAGGUUAUUAUAGCUGGAAGGAGGAACUUCUUUUACAGCUUUGAUUUAGAGAAGGCAAAGGUUGAUAAAAUAGGUCCCCUGGUUGGUAGAGAGGAAAAAAGCUUAGAAGUUUUUGAGGUUUCCCCUGAUUCUAGCACAAUUGCCUUUGUGGGCAAUGAAGGUUAUAUCUUGUUGGUUUCCUCUAAAACGAAGGAAUUGAUUGGGACACUCAAGAUGAAUGGAACUGUUCGCUCUUUAUCUUUUGCCAAUGAUGGGAAGCAAUUAUUGAGCUCCGGCGGUGAUGGACAGGUUUACCACUGGGAUCUGAGAACAGGGGCCUGCUUCCACAAGGCAGUUGAUGAAGGUUGCAUAAAUGGUACAGCUCUAUGUACAUCUCCAAAUGGGACCAUGUUUGCAGCUGGUUCAGACAGUGGGAUUGUCAAUAUCUACAAUAGAGAGGAGUUUUUAGGGGGAAAGAGAAAACCUAUCAAGGCCAUCGAGAAUCUUACAACCAAAGUAGAUUUUCUGAAGUUCAAUAAUGAUGCUCAAAUAUUGGCUAUUUGUUCAAGCAUGCAGAAGAACAGCUUAAAGUUGGUACAUGUUCCAUCAUUUACUGUAUUUUCCAACUGGCCUCCUCAGAAAAAGGCCCUACAUUAUCCCCGAUGUUUGGAUUUUAGUCCUGGCGGAGGCAUCAUGGCUGUGGGUAAUGCUGCUGGAAAAGUGUUAUUGUACAAGUUGCAUCAUUACCAUCAUGCAUAGGGUGAAUGUUGUGAGGGGCAGUAAUGGAUCACUUAUAGGUAAGGUUUACCGACAUUUCCAAUUAAAUUGGUCUAGAAAGAGUUUAUCUUGGGAUUCACUUAAAGGUGCCAUUCUUCAAGUGCUAGGAUGGCUUCUUUUUCCAGACAAAUUGCUGCUCUAGUUUUGACCUAUAAUGUAUUUCUCUCCUUUUUUCCGGACGUGUUACCAAAUUUUCAUUAAAUUUUUUGGCAGUCUUUUUUUUGGUGGCAAGGUCUGCACAUUUCAUGUAAUUCCCUUCUUUCAUUCCAAUCAAUUUUAUUGCAAGAACCGCCAAUGUUUUCUGCUACACCCGUAUUUUAUACAUGACAGGUUGGUAAGCCACGAGUCAGGCGGUUGUAGCAGGUAUGGUUUUGAAUCAUAUUGUGUAGGUGCAAGCGACCAGUUUUUGCACAGAAAUAGUCGCAUGGGAGAUAAUGUAUUGUGGUGCAUUGUAAUUUUUGCCUCUCUGCGCCUCUGAACCUCAUUUGUACCCAACACAAAAUGUGUUAUGAAGCAAAUAUAAUUGUAUGUCAUAUCUUA